Messenger RNA from Nomascus leucogenys (northern white-cheeked gibbon), 2349 nucleotides. It is a transcript of the gene AMN1, whose product is annotated as antagonist of mitotic exit network 1 homolog. Bases 457 to 1203 code for a protein of 248 amino acids. Gene Ontology annotation, biological process: SCF-dependent proteasomal ubiquitin-dependent protein catabolic process. The record is from RefSeq and is a predicted model, not a curated record. Gene Ontology annotation, cellular component: SCF ubiquitin ligase complex. The transcript has 7 exons. Gene Ontology annotation, molecular function: protein binding. Lineage: Eukaryota; Metazoa; Chordata; Mammalia; Primates; Hylobatidae.
GCACCUCCUCCAAACAGCCAGGCCCUGCGCUGCUCUUCCUCCCCGCCCCUUUCCCACACGCCCGACCUCUGAAGAGGCCCCGCGUGUGUUUCUGUCCCUGGGUUCCUGAUCUGUCGUUUCCUGGGUGAGGACAGUUGUGCCAAGUGGGUCUCUUGGCGGGCUUGCGCCUCCGACACUCCGCUGCGCGAUGAGUGUCCCUUCCUCAGUCAGCCUUGACAGCUCGGCGCCCCGGCUGUUGCCGGCAGUGGCCUGUCUCUUAGCAGCUAAAAGCCUUGGUAGAAAAAAACACGACACUAGAUGAGGUUCUCAAAAGCUUCUAGCAGAAUUCCACCCCUGCAACUGGAAUAAACGUUGACAGACCCUGGGAUAAACGCAGCAAAGUGGUUAAGACCACGGAUCCCUGGCUGAGAUUGCUGGGUUCAGCCCCCGGCUCUGCCAUUCACCAGCCACGUGACCAUGGACGGAUGCCUUUGGUGCUUCAUGAAGAAUAUUUCCAGAUAUCUCACAGACAUUAAGCCUUUGCCUCCCAACAUAAAAGAUAGACUGAUUAAAAUAAUGAGCAUGCAGGGACGGAUAACAGAUUCAAAUAUAAGUGAGAUUUUACAUCCUGAAGUUCAAACCCUAGAUCUACGGAGCUGCGAUGUAUCAGACGCUGCUCUCCUGCACCUGUCUAACUGCAGAAAGCUGAGGAAAUUAAAUUUAAAUUCUUCAAAAGGGAACCGAGUUUCUGUAACUUCAGAAGGAAUAAAAGCUGUGGCUUCAUCUUGCUCAUACCUACAUGAAGCUUCUUUGAAAAGGUGCUGCAAUCUCACUGACGAAGGAGUCGUUGCUCUUGCACUCAAUUGCCAGCUGCUAAAGAUCAUCGAUUUAGGUGGCUGCUUAAGUAUUACUGAUGUGUCCUUACAUGCAUUAGGAAAAAACUGCCCAUUUUUGCAGUGUGUUGACUUUUCAGCUACUCAGGUAUCUGACAGUGGUGUGAUUGCACUUGUUAGUGGACCUUGUGCGAAGAUAUUAGAGGAGAUUCAUAUGGGACAUUGUGUAAAUCUGACUGAUGGGGCUGUCGAAGCUGUCCUUACUUACUGUCCUCAAAUACGUAUAUUACUCUUCCAUGGAUGCCCCUUGAUAACAGACCAUUCCAGAGAAGUGUUGGAGCAAUUAGUAGGCCCAAACAAACUAAAGCAAGUGACAUGGACUGUUUAUUGAUGCUUUUUUGAAGAAAGAUGAUCAAUGCUUAUCAAAACUGCUUUCCCAGGAAACCAUCUAUAGAGAUUUGCAUCCUACUUAAUGUUAACACUAUUUUUAAUUAUUUUAUUAAGUUAUAACUCUCAGAGAAUUAGCUAAGUCUUGGUAUGUACAUGGUUUGUGCUUUACUCUUAAACAUCUUAAUAGUGCUAUUAUUCUGUAUCUGUUGGAUGAGUCAUUAUUUUUGAAAUGAUAAUCCUAGCAUGAACUCUGAUCUAUGGUGUUGGAUUCUGUUUCUUAAAUAACUUUAAAAUUAACUGUUUUCCCUUGAGAGUUCCUUCUCCUAUGUAGGUAUUUGAGCUAUUGUUGUAAGUUUACCUGUAAGUAUAAACCUUGGGAGAAUCUAAGUAAACAUAUUUCUAAAAGCAUAGUUACCUUCCUAUUUUCUGGCUCUUACCUUCCUGGAGUAUUUAAAUGCCCAUUUGCCAAAAGCAGAGCUGAACAUCAAGCCUGUUAAUUCUUCAAAGAAUUUAGGUAUUUGUUUCACCAAAAUGAAGUGACUUAUUAGCCAUUCAGCGUAUUCGUAUUACAGAGGCUCUUGCCCAGCCACUUAUUUCAUUGAUUUUUAUGGCUACUCUUCCCAAUUACAUUUUAUUCAUCUGUAAGCUUUCCUUCCUUAGCAAAACUGCAUUUGAAAAUGUGUAAAAAUGAGUAAAUACAGAAUAUCACUACAGAGACUUGUAUCCUCAGCUUUAUUGAUUUCACAUUGUGAAAUAAACAGCAAAGGUCUUAGUUUUCAAGUGAAAACUUUCGGUAAUCACAAAAUUACCUGACACCAUGCUUAAACCAACCCCCAAAUUUAGCAUAUUCAUUUUGCCAUGAGCCUGUCUUGAGAUUUUCUUAAAAGAUUUCUUAUUUUGCCUCUGAUGUAGUGAAAAACGGGGUAAGUAUGCUAACUUUCUUGUAUAUGAUGUUGGGGGGGUACUUAUUCAACUCCAUUUCUUGUCCUUACAAGAUUUAUAAAUGUGGUAUGUUUAUAGUGUGGAUAUAUAUGUUGCCACUGCAAAGGUGGUGCAUAUGUUUAUAUGUGCAAAAUGGGUAAGGCCUGUUCUAUCUAUGAAAUUUUUCUAAAGACAAAUUCAAUAAAAUUUAAUACUGAAUAUUUAA